Messenger RNA from Closterium sp. NIES-67, 4088 nucleotides. The record is from the annotation of a GenBank genome assembly. NCBI's taxonomy places the organism in Eukaryota, Viridiplantae, Streptophyta, Zygnematophyceae, Desmidiales, Closteriaceae.
GUCCAAUUUUUCCCAAGGUGAGGCAAGAAAGGGGUUUCAAAGGUGAGGCAAUGAUGGGGAAUACAGACCACUCUUCAGAAGCGUACUUUUCGCACAACGUGCAUCACUCUUCGCCAACACUCUCGCCAACCAGCUGCUGCGACAACAUGCUCUCCCCUCUACACGCGGACCCCUAGUCUUGAAGACGACCUACACACCUGUGUCAGCUCGUCUCGGGCUAGGGGUAGUUUUGAGGCGCCUCAAAACUAGAAAGGGGUUUCAAAGGUGAGGCAAUGAUGGGGAAUACGGACCCCGAGUAUCAAGCAACGGUAAGGGAGGAGGGUUCAGACACCAAGUUAAAGUGUGAGGCAAGGAAGGGGGGUUCAGACACCAAGUUAAAGUCAACAACCAACCACACAUCCACGCCCAACCACACAGCCACACCCAACCACACAUCCACGCCCAACCACACAGCCACACCCAACCACACAUCCACGCUCAAACACACUGCAACACCCAACCACACAUCCACGCCCAACCACACAGCCACACCCAACCACACAUCCACGCCCAACCACACAGCAACACCCAACCACACAUCCACGCCCAACCACACAGCCACACCCAACCACACAUCCACGCUCAAACACACAGCAACACCCAACCACACAUCCACGCUCAAACACACAGCAACACCCAACCACACAUCCACGCUCAAACACACAGCAACACCCAACCACACAUCCACGCUCAAACACACAGCAACACCCAACCACACAUCCACGCUCAAACACACAGCAACACCCAACCACACAUCCACGCCCAACCACACAGCCACACCCAACCACACAUCCACGCCCAACCACACAGCCACACCCAACCACACAUCCACGCUCAAACACACUGCAACACCCAACCACACAUCCACGCCCAACCACACAGCAACACCCAACCACACAUCCACGCUCAAACACACAGCAACACCCAACCACACAUCCAAGCCCAACCACACAGCCACACCCAACCACACAUCCACGCUCAAACACACAGCAACACCCAACCACACAUCCACGCUCAAACACACAGCAACACCCAACCACACAUCCACGCUCAAACACACAGCAACACCCAACCACACAUCCACGCUCAAACACACAGCAACACCCAACCACACAUCCACGCUCAAACACACAGCAACACCCAACCACACAUCCACGCCCAACCACACAGCCACACCCAACCACACAUCCACGCCCAACCACACAGCCACACCCAACCACACAUCCACGCUCAAACACACUGCAACACCCAACCACACAUCCACGCCCAACCACACAGCCACACCCAACCACACAUCCACGCCCAACCACACAGCAACACCCAACCACACAUCCACGCCCAACCACACAGCCACACCCAACCACACAUCCACGCUCAAACACACAGCAACACCCAACCACACAUCCACGCUCAAACACACAGCAACACCCAACCACACAUCCACGCUCAAACACACAGCAACACCCAACCACACAUCCACGCUCAAACACACAGCAACACCCAACCACACAUCCACGCUCAAACACACAGCAACACCCAACCACACAUCCACGCUCAAACACACAGCAACACCCAACCACACAUCCACGCCCAACCACACAGCCACACCCAACCACACAUCCACGCCCAACCACACAGCCACACCCAACCACACAUCCACGCUCAAACACACUGCAACACCCAACCACACAUCCACGCCCAACCACACAGCAACACCCAACCACACAUCCACGCUCAAACACACAGCAACACCCAACCACACAUCCAAGCCCAACCACACAGCCACACCCAACCACACAUCCACGCUCAAACACACAGCAACACCCAACCACACAUCCACGCUCAAACACACAGCAACACCCAACCACACAUCCACGCUCAAACACACAGCAACACCCAACCACACAUCCACGCUCAAACACACAGCAACACCCAACCACACAUCCACGCUCAAACACACAGCAACAACCAACCACACAUCCACGCCCAACCACACAGCCACACCCAACCACACAUCCACGCCCAACCACACAGCCACACCCAACCACACAUCCACGCUCAAACACACUGCAACACCCAACCACACAUCCACGCCCAACCACACAGCCACACCCAACCACACAUCCACGCCCAACCACACAGCAACACCCAACCACACAUCCACGCCCAACCACACAGCCACACCCAACCACACAUCCACGCUCAAACACACAGCAACACCCAACCACACAUCCACGCUCAAACACACAGCAACACCCAACCACACAUCCACGCUCAAACACACAGCAACACCCAACCACACAUCCACGCUCAAACACACAGCAACACCCAACCACACAUCCACGCUCAAACACACAGCAACACCCAACCACACAUCCACGCCCAACCACACAGCCACACCCAACCACACAUCCACGCCCAACCACACAGCCACACCCAACCACACAUCCACGCUCAAACACACUGCAACACCCAACCACACAUCCACGCCCAACCACACAGCAACACCCAACCACACAUCCACGCUCAAACACACAGCAACACCCAACCACACAUCCAAGCCCAACCACACAGCCACACCCAACCACACAUCCACGCUCAAACACACAGCAACACCCAACCACACAUCCACGCUCAAACACACAGCAACACCCAACCACACAUCCACGCUCAAACACACAGCAACACCCAACCACACAUCCACGCUCAAACACACAGCAACACCCAACCACACAUCCACGCUCAAACACACAGCAACACCCAACCACACAUCCACGCCCAACCACACAGCCACACCCAACCACACAUCCACGCCCAACCACACAGCCACACCCAACCACACAUCCACGCUCAAACACACUGCAACACCCAACCACACAUCCACGCCCAACCACACAGCCACACCCAACCACACAUCCACGCCCAACCACACAGCAACACCCAACCACACAUCCACGCCCAACCACACAGCCACACCCAACCACACAUCCACGCUCAAACACACAGCAACACCCAACCACACAUCCACGCUCAAACACACAGCAACACCCAACCACACAUCCACGCUCAAACACACAGCAACACCCAACCACACAUCCACGCUCAAACACACAGCAACACCCAACCACACAUCCACGCUCAAACACACAGCAACACCCAACCACACAUCCACGCCCAACCACACAGCCACACCACCACCACACGCCCACCCAACCACACAUCCACGCCCAACCACACAGCCACACCCAACCACACAUCCACGCUCAAACACACUGCAACACCCAACCACACAUCCACGCUCAAACACACAGCAACACCCAACCACACAUCCACGCCCAACCACACAGCCACACCCAACCACACAUCCACGCCCAACCACACAGCCACACCCAACCACACAUCCACGCUCAAACACACUGCAACACCCAACCACACAUCCACGCCCAACCACACAGCCACACCCAACCACACAUCCACGCCCAACCACACAGCAACACCCAACCACACAUCCACGCCCAACCACACAGCCACACCCAACCACACAUCCACGCUCAAACACACAGCAACACCCAACCACACAUCCACGCUCAAACACACAGCAACACCCAACCACACAUCCACGCUCAAACACACAGCAACACCCAACCACACAUCCACGCUCAAACACACAGCAACACCCAACCACACAUCCACGCUCAAACACAUAGAAACACCCAACCACACAUCCACGCUCAAACACACAGCAACACCCAACCACACAUCCACGUUCAAACACACAGCAACACCCAACCACACAUCCACGCCCAACCACACAGCCACACCCAACCACACAUCCACGCCCAACCACACAGCCACACCCAACCACACAUCCACGCUCAAACACACUGCAACACCCAACCACACAUCCACGCCCAACCACACAGCCACACCCAACCACACAUCCACGCCCAACCACACAGCAACACCCAACCACACAUCCACGCUCAAACACACAGCAACACCCAACCACACAUCCAAGCCCAACCACACAGCCACACCCAACCACACAU